Magallana angulata is the source of this 3627-nucleotide messenger RNA. RefSeq names its product translocation protein SEC63 homolog. Bases 70 to 2388 code for a protein of 772 amino acids. Gene Ontology annotation, molecular function: RNA binding; transmembrane protein transporter activity. The transcript is spliced from 19 exons. Lineage: Eukaryota; Metazoa; Mollusca; Bivalvia; Ostreida; Ostreidae. Gene Ontology annotation, biological process: post-translational protein targeting to endoplasmic reticulum membrane; SRP-dependent cotranslational protein targeting to membrane. The record is from RefSeq and is a predicted model, not a curated record. Gene Ontology annotation, cellular component: Sec62/Sec63 complex.
CGUUACUUCCGGCUUUUGGUUAACACAGACGUGUCGGUUGUUUGAGAGGAACUCUAGACAGACUUCAUCAUGCCUGGGAUGCAGUUUGAGUAUGACGAGGAAGGAGGGACCUUCUUUUACUUUUUGUUCUCUCUUUGGGGCCUCGUCUUGAUUCCCACUACAUAUUAUUUUUGGCCCAGGAAACCCGUAGACGACGAAAAAGAUAAAAAGAGGCGAGAGUGUAACUGUGAUCCAUGUGUAAUCAAAAGGCAUCAGCUCAAGUCCAGCACAAAAUGGGCGCGGAUGAAAGAAAAAAUUCUAAAAAUAGUGUUCAUUAUAGCCUGGAUAAUAUUUGCCCUUCUUGCAUACAAAGUGUCCCAGAUCCAUAUAGAGUAUCAGGAGUAUGAUCCAUACGGAGAACUUGGCCUGGAUGUGGGAGCCACAAAAGAGCAGAUAAAGCGAGCCUACAAGAAGCUCAGUUUGAAGUACCAUCCAGAUAAAGCCGAAGGAGACCACAAGAAGUUCAUGAAGAUCGCCAAGGCCUACACUGCAUUAACAAAUGAGGAGACCAGGAAGAUUUGGGAAGAAAGUGGGGACCCUGACGGUCCUGGGGUUACUCGAUUUGGUAUUGCCUUACCCAAGUGGAUUGUGGAAAAGCAGAACUCUAUGUGGGUGUUGCUGGUGUACGGACUGCUGUUCAUGGUUCUCCUACCCGUAGUUGUGGGUGUUUGGUGGUACCGCUCCAUCAAGUUCUCCAAGGAUCAGGUCUUGCUGGACACCACUCGCCUGUACUACUACUUCUUCCAGAAAAAUCCCAACAUGAUCCUCAAACGAGUGAUUAUGGUACUGGCGGGGUCAUUUGAAUUUGACAAGUUCCACAAUGCUGAAAUUGUGGAGAGGCCUAGUGACAAUGAAGAAGUUCCUAUGCUGAUCAAGCACCUGCCUAACCUGGAUGAGAAGAACAAGGAGAAGCCGCUGUGUUACCCGUACAGCGUCAAGGCCCGCGCCUUGCUCCACGCCCACUUCCAAAGACUGGACCUACCCCCGGACACCCUAGCUAUCGACCAAGCGUACAUUGUGAAGAAGAGUCCCUACCUGAUAAAUGAGAUGAUCAACGUCAUUGCACAGCUGGUGGCCGGAGCUCACAGAAAUGCUGUUCAGUACAUGCCGCGGCUGGAGACGAUAGAGAACUGUAUGAAGGUGUCCCAGAUGUUGAUUCAGGCUGUUGAUGUCCGGACCAGUCCAUUGUUACAGCUCCCCCACAUCACCCAGGACAUGCUCAAACACUUCACCACCAAAAAGAGGCACAUUCAAAAAAUCCGUGAUUUGAUAAGCAUGAAGGAAGAAGAUCGUCGCUCACUUCUACGUCACUUGACGAUGGAUGAAUAUCGUGACAUCAUCAAUGUGUGCGCAUCACUCCCCUAUGUUACCAUGGAAGUCCACUCCACAGUGUUGGAUGACGAGGACACGAGUAUAACAGCAGGCUCUAUAGUGACGGUAGAGGUCAGUCUGAAGAGACGGAUGAUGGAGGUUCUGUUUGAUAAGGAGGAACUGUCUCACGUGGACGAGGACCAGGACAACUUGGCCAUCGGGAACGAGGAUAACGAAUCUAACAAAGACCAGCAGGAAAAUGAGACAGAAGAGAAUGCAGACACGAACCAGAAGGCCCCAGUGUGGCAAAAACCGAAGAAACAGCCCAAGAAAAAGGGAGGCAAUCAAAAGAACAAAAAAGCCAAGCAGGCAUACAACUGGAAAGCAGCAGCCACAACACAGGAGAAGAAGGAGAGCAGCAAACAGGACACGGAAAAACAGGGUAAUGAGGUGGCUGUCAAAGACGAUGAGGAGCGUGAGGACAAAGACGAUGUGUCAGAGAGAGGAGCAGAAACAGACGAGGAGACAAACGCAUCGGACGGUGAGGACCAGAGAGAGGACAGGUUGGAGUCCUCUUCGGGGCGACAUGAGGAGGAUGAGGAGCAAUGGAAGAAGUACCAGGAGGAGGCCAAGAAAGAACAACAGCUGGACACCAAGGUCAAGGAGAGUCACCCCGUCCACUGUCCCUAUUAUGGGGAGGAGAAGCAGGAGGGGUGGUGGCUGUAUGUCAGUGACAAAAAGAACCACAUGUUGAUCACCGCCCCCGUACAGAUCCUGACCCUCAAGGACGAGGAGGAGCUGACCCUGAAGUUUUCGGCCCCGCACAAGCCUGGGCUGUACUCGUACACUGUGUGUCUGCGCUCAGAUUGUUACGUGGACUUUGAUCAGUCCAAAAACAUUAGGUUGGAUGUGAAGGAAGCGAAGGUGAUUGAGGAUCAUCCUCAGUGGGACAUUCCGGAUGAUGAGGAUGACAAAGACAAGGAUGAGGACACAGACUCGGAUUACUCCACGGAUUUUGAUGAAUCGGAUGAGGACUGAUUGAUUACUCCGCGGAUCUCGAGGACUCGGAUGACAACUGACUACACCACGGAUUUUGAGAAUGUAAACUAAGACUGAAAGGGAGGCACAAUCCAACAAUGUCCAAUCAGACAGAGACUGAGAUGAUAUCAAAUGAGUGGCGAUGUUGUGUCCAUUUGUACACUCUAUUUGUCGUAUUGUUGAUGAAUGGAAAUUUCUUUCCCUGAGGCCACCAUGUUUAAGAAAUGUGAUAAAAUUCAGUUAUAGUAAACAAUUUUUUUUAAUUGUAAAUGAUUGUUAAAUACAUCUAUUGUACUAAUGAUAACUGAAUUACUACUGUAACAUCUCCUUCAUCAAUUUUUUAAGUGAAGUACAGUUGAUGUAGCAAAAUUACUUUGGCAUUUUAUUUUAUUUUUCUUCUAUUUUUUUUUUAUAUUUUGUAUAAUCAGUCAUUGUUACAUGUACAUAUGGAAUUUGGUCUCAUCAUUGCAUUCAUUUUCACAAUUAAUAUUUUUCCUCUUCUUGAUUUGGAGAUUAGUCGUAAUAUUGUCCAAAAGCUACUCUUCCCUGCUACAUAUUUUGGUUGUGCAUCCCAUUUACAUCUAUUUUUAUGAUUACCUAUUCUAGGUCUAGUCAUUUUGAUAUGAAUGAUAUCUACAGUGUAUAUAUGAUCUUCGUUAAGACAACAAAUUGCAGGGGUGAUAUUAAUUAUGCUUGAUUAGCAUAUACACAUGUACCUUUCUUGGUCAUCACUUGAUGUAUCUCAAGUCAUAUGAAUUUUUUUUUGUACCUACAUGCAACCCAACAAAAUAUGUUAACAAGCAGAAACUAUAUACAUGGUUGCAAGAAUAGAUAUAAAUUUAUUGAAGUGUGAGUGAGGAAUGAAGUAAAAUGGUGCAUGCUACAAAGUAACAGUCAAUAUAUUCAGGGGACAAAUGUAAAAAAAAAAAAUGGAUUUUUUGUGAAGACAAAGUUCAUUUUCACAGAAAGAGAUUUUGUUUCUCUUGUGUGUAAUCACAAUAUUUGUGAAACAAUUUAUGGCUAAUUUAUAGUGUGUAUUUAAAAUCCUUGAUUAUUUAUAUUAUUGUCAUUUUUCACUGCCAUAUUCCGAUAGCAUAUUUUGUAUCAAACCUCAACAUUGUAAAUAUCAUGAAAUGGUUGAUAGACACAUUCAUUGACAAAUGAAAUAUGAAUAUUACAUGUAUGUUUAUGCUUCUUGUGGAAGGAGGAAAAUAAAGGCGAUAAAAUUAUUCAAACAAU